AUGUCGCAAGCGUCUGUUAAGACAGGCAGAUGCGGCACAGGUAAAUGUCGCACUUCUUGGAAUGUUUGCAACCAUCUUUCGCACCCGCUUCAACUCAGGGUCGAUUUGCCUCGUCCCCUGAGACUCGAGGACUCUGCCUUGUCCUUGGACGUCCACGUGGCACCUGUGACCUACUUAGAAACGAACUCGCUGUACCUUGUCUCCUGCGAUGCAGCAGGGGAGUGCAAGGUGUUCCAGAAAAACAGGUCAUGCAUGCUGAAGGCCACGGCUCGGCUGCAUAAGGGGCCUGUUCUGGACUUCGGUGUGGAUAAGAACUUCAUCUACUCCGUGGGGGAGGACCUCAACAUUCGGAUCUGGACUCUGUCCGAUCUGAAACAGGUCGUUGUCAUUCCUGCCGACCGUAUCCAGGCAUCCACUUUGACUGGCCAAGAGGGCCAGGCCAUUCCGUUGAUGCUGCCUGCCUUGCAGGAGCCGCCUCCUCGUGAAAGCCCGCGAGGGGCCAGCCAAACCCGUGAAGAUCCAACGUACCUUCAGCUAUCUGCACUCACAGCUUUGAAGCGCCCUCUGUCGAGAUGGGCCGGUGCGCAGGCCUCUGCCCGGAGCAAUGCGCAGACUCUGCCACGUGGGGCGCUCUUUGUGGCAGGAGUCAUGGCAAAGGGCCAGUACGCAGCCGCAGAGAAUGCCGGCAUCUUGAUGGAGUGGAGUCUCAACCCAACACCGGUGUGCCAGAGUGCAAUUAUUGCACAUGACUUGCCGAUAGCGACUAUGGCCUAUGGCCCUUGCGACAACGGCCCCCUCAUAACCGCAGACAUGCGGGGCCUUUGCCGGAUUUGGGACUGCACCCCGAGGCUGAGAUGCUCCCAGCAGAUCGAAGCUGCCUGCCUAGGAGUCGGCAGUUUCCGGCUUGCUAGUCGAGUUCGACUGGCCUUGGAUCCCAUGAACUAUGCCGUCUUUGCGGUUGCCGGGGAGAAGAGGCUAUUGGUCUGGCAGCAGAGGCAGACGGUUGCAGCGGGGUUUCGAACCGACCUGUGA
Symbiodinium natans is the source of this 1032-nucleotide messenger RNA. NCBI's taxonomy places the organism in Eukaryota, Dinophyceae, Suessiales, Symbiodiniaceae. The record is from the annotation of a GenBank genome assembly.